Camelus dromedarius (Arabian camel) is the source of this 876-nucleotide messenger RNA. It is a transcript of the gene OTUD6A, whose product is annotated as OTU deubiquitinase 6A. The transcript has a single exon. Gene Ontology annotation, biological process: protein K27-linked deubiquitination; protein K33-linked deubiquitination; protein K29-linked deubiquitination. Bases 1 to 876 code for a protein of 291 amino acids. Gene Ontology annotation, molecular function: cysteine-type deubiquitinase activity. Lineage: Eukaryota; Metazoa; Chordata; Mammalia; Artiodactyla; Camelidae. The record is from RefSeq and is a predicted model, not a curated record.
AUGGAAGAUUCGCAGAGCGAGCAACAGCGGAUGAUACGCCGCCACAACCGCGAGAAGAAAGAGCUGCAGGCCCGCAUCCAGAGCAUGAAGAACUCGGUCCCCAAGAGCGACAAGAAUAAGAGAAAGCAGUUGCUCCUAGACGUGGCCCGGCUCGAGGCCGAGAUGGAGCAGAAGCACCAGCAGGAGCUGGAGAAGUUCCAGGAGGGUUUACCUGAUAACAGCAGUGUCGCUUCUGUCACUGAAGAUCUGGCCAAGAUGGAUCUGGAGAACCAGCCUCCCCGCUUCUCGAGGUCGCAAAGAAGGCGCGAAAGAAGGGCGGCCCUCGAGAGAGAGCGCCAGGAGAGGAUCGCUGAAGGCGAGACGGAGCAACUGGCCAGCUACCGCCACGACGAGGAAGAGAAGCUCCGCACCAUCCUGGGGGCCAAGAAUCUGGAGAUGAAGAAUAUCACGGCCGACGGCCAGUGCAUGUACCGCGCCAUCCAAGACCAGCUGGUGUUCUCUGUGACCGUGGAGAGCCUCCGGAAGCGCACCGCCGACUACAUGCGGAAGCACAUUGAUGAAUUCCUGCCCUUCUUCUGCGACACCGAAACCGGCAACGCCUACAGCCGCGACGACUUCUUGGGUUACUGCGACGACAUCGUGGGCAACCUGUCGUGGGGAGGCCUGCUCGAGCUGAGGGCCCUGUCACAUGUCCUGCAGACCCCCAUCGAGGUGAUCCAGGCCGAAUCGCCCGCUCUCGUCUUCGGGGUGGAGUACACCAAGAGACCGCUCACCCUGGUCCACACGCGCUACUCCUGUAGCCUCGGGGAGCACUACAACUCGGUGAAGCCGCUCGAGGCCGGCGCCGUCGGGGGCGUGGCCCCACGUCUCUUCUAG